AUGGAAAGGAGGAAUAACCUGGUUAUUUUUGGAUGGAGCAAUACAGGAAAGGUAGGGAGGAAAGAGGUAGCGGAAUUCUUCCGGGAGGAACUGGGGAUGGAAAGCAAUGAAGAAUGUAUCGAGGAGGUUGGGCAGCCAGGUCCAGAUAAGAAAAUGAUAUGGGUUAAGAUGAGAAAGCCAGAGGACAAAAAGAAGAUCAUGGAAAGAAAAUCGAAGCUGAAAGGCAAGAAAAUUUUCAUCGAAAACGACAGAACGAAGAAGGAGAGGGAGGAACAGAAGGAACUGAAAAGAAGAGCCUGGAUAGCGAAGAACCAAGGAGCAAAAAACGUGAAAGUGGGGUUUGGAAGGAUGGGAAGAAGAGACCUGCUAGAGGAGGUGGAUAAGUGGUUAACUGAAGAAGAAGAAGAAGAAGAAGAAGAAAGUGAGCUGUUAAUAGGUGGGGACUGGAACGCGAGGAUAGGAAGAGAGGCCAGUGUGGAAGAAAUUAACAAUGGGGAAAAAAGGUGGUCGGAAGACACAGUAGUGAACAGAGAAGGAAGGUUGAUGUUGGACCUGAUUAAUAAAAGGGGUUGGAUUGUAUUAAAC
Messenger RNA from Cotesia congregata, 585 nucleotides. Lineage: Eukaryota; Metazoa; Arthropoda; Insecta; Hymenoptera; Braconidae. The record is from the annotation of a GenBank genome assembly.